CAGAUGGUGAACAGUCUCAGAGCUCUGGGAGUCUUCGGAUUGUUCUGAUUGGGAAAACUGGCUGUGGAAAGAGUUCGUCAGGGAACACCAUUCUUGGAAGAAAGUUAUUUACAGCAGAAUCAGCUCAGCAGUCGGUGACUAAGAGCUGCCAAAAAGGCCAGACUGAGGUUAAUGGWCGUUCUGUUGUUGUUGUUGACACUCCUGGUCUGUUUGACAGCACUUUGUCUCAUGAUGAAGUUAAUGAAGAGUUGGUAAAAUGUAUCAGUCUGCUGGCUCCAGGACCACACGUCUUCCUGCUGGUAAUCCAGAUUGGCAGAUUCACACCAGAAGAGAAGGAGACACUAAAAUUACUUAAGGACGUUUUUGGAAAAAAUUCUCARUCAUUCACUAUUGUUCUUUUCACAAGAGGAGAUGAUCUGGAAGCGGAGAGAAAAACUAUUGAAAAGUACAUUGAGACAAGCUGUAAUGAUUCAUUUAAAAAGCUGAUCUCUGACUGUGGAGGUAAAUACCACGUGUUUAAUAAUCGUGAUAAAAAUAACCAAACACAAGUCAGCGAACUGAUCCAGAAGAUCGACACCAUGGUAAAGACAAAUGGGGGCAGCUGCUACACAAAUGAGAUGCUGCAAAAAGCUGAAGCUGCCAUACAGAAAGAAAUGAAGAGAAUCCUGAAGGAAAAGGAAGAAGAGAUGCAAAAACAGAAAAAAGAGCUGGAAAGAAAACAUGAAAAAGAAAAAGAAGAAUUGAGAAGGAGAAUGGCAGAACAGAGACUAAAAAAAAUGGAAGAAAAUAUAAAAAGGGAGCGAGAGCAGAAAGAGAGAGAGCAGAAAAAAAGAGAGGAAGAAGAGAAAAAAAGAAAAGAAGAUGAACAACAACAACAAAAAGAGUGGGAGCAAGAACGAGAAGCUUUGGAGAAAAAAAUCCAAUCAAAAUCAGAAGAAAAAGAGACCAUCGACAGAAAACUGGAACAGAUGAAGAACGAGACAGAAGAAAAACGAGAAGCCAGAGAAAAAGAAAGAAAAGAGUGGUGGGAAAAACGACAGAGAGAGGAUGAAGAGACACGGAAAGAAGAAGAAUUAAAACUGAAAAAGCUUCAAGAUGAAUUUGAGAGGAAAAAAAAGGAAUUUGAAAACCAAAGAAAAAAAGAAGAUCAGAAGAGAAGAGAACGGGAAGAGAAGGAGAGAAAAGAAAUGGAAGAUAAAUACAAGAGAAAUCUAGAGGACAUGAAAAGGAAACAUGAAGAUGAGGCCAGAAAACAAGCGGAAGAGUUUAAUGAGUUCAGGGAGAAAAAACAAAAAGAAGUUGAAGCUUUGAAGCAACAACAUGAAAGGGAAAUGAAAGAAACCCGAGAUGAAUACAAACUUUUAAAUGAACUGAAGAUUCAGAUAGAAAAGGAGCUGAAAGCUGAUGUAAAGGACAAACAUCAACAACUACUGCAUGAAAUUCAAGACAAAAACAACAUUAAGAAAGAAAUUGAAAAAAGGCAGAAAGAAAUAAACAACUUGGAUGAUUUAAAAAGAAAAAAAGAAAAGGAAUUGGAAAAAAUAAAAAAGAAUUUCUUUGUAAAACAUUGUACCACCUCUUAAUGAUGCUUUUAUCUUCUGGAUCUUUGAGUGUUAUUUAUGAUCAAAUAUCAUUGACCUUCAUCAUAGGCAUCAGAUUACUCAACAGAUUACUCCGGUCAGGUUCUGAAAGACU
Molecule: messenger RNA, 1695 nt
Organism: Austrofundulus limnaeus
Lineage: Eukaryota; Metazoa; Chordata; Actinopteri; Cyprinodontiformes; Rivulidae
Product: GTPase IMAP family member 4
Molecular function (GO): GTP binding
Source: RefSeq, a predicted model, not a curated record